Fukomys damarensis (Damara mole-rat) is the source of this 5234-nucleotide messenger RNA. It is a transcript of the gene Muc6, whose product is annotated as mucin 6, oligomeric mucus/gel-forming. Gene Ontology annotation, molecular function: protein binding. Gene Ontology annotation, cellular component: extracellular matrix. The transcript is spliced from 32 exons. The record is from RefSeq and is a predicted model, not a curated record. NCBI's taxonomy places the organism in Eukaryota, Metazoa, Chordata, Mammalia, Rodentia, Bathyergidae. The coding region runs from base 210 to 4616 and encodes 1468 amino acids.
CUGUGCAGGCAGUGGGGAGGGCCCUGGCUGUCUGCCCCUGCCCCAGGCUGGCCCCACAAGGUGUUGGAGACCCUGGGGUGUGUCAGCCCCCCACUAGGAGUGGCGAUAACGGGGCCACUUUUGGCUGCUGCAGAUUUUUCCAAAGAAGGCCAAGUGUGAUAAGGCAGCACCCAGAUCCUGUUUGGCCCCUACUGGGCCGCGCGUGGGGCAUGGGUGGGCGUGGCUGGGGCAGGUCCCGCCACCCAAUAUAUAAGGCGGGCACCAUUGGCUGCCUGAGUCCCACAGGUGACAACAGCAAGACCGCAAGACAACCAGCAGCAGAGCGGGGCGCAGGGACCUCUCCUCCCAGAGCCAGCACCAUGCUGGGGCCCAAGCUGCUGCUGCUACUACUGCUGCUGCUGCCCUGCAGGGCAGCCCUGCUCAGGGGUGCCUCCUCGGCUGGAAAUGCCACAGGCCCCAGCGCCCAGGGUGGCCUGCUAUCCUCCCCAGACAAGGGCUGGUGCUCCACGUGGGGUACCAGCCACUUCUCUACCUUCGAUCACCAUGCCUAUGACUUCUCGGGGACCUGCAACUAUGUCUUCGCGGCCAUCUGCAAGGAUGCACUUCCUGCCUUCAGUGUGCAACUGCGGCGAGGGUUGGAUGGGAGCAUCUCCCGGAUCAUCGUGGAGUUGGGAGCCUCCGCUGUCACCGUGGACAAUGGAACCAUCUCCAUCAAGGACAUGGGGGUGGUCAGCUUGCCCUAUACCAGCAACGGGCUUCAGAUCACACCCUACGGCCCAAGCGUGCGGCUGGUGGCCAAGCAGCUAGAGCUGGAGUUGGUGGUGCUGUGGGGCCCAGAUCCCCACCUCAUGGUGUUGGUGGAGAGGAAGUACAUGGGCCAGAUGUGCGGGCUGUGCGGGGACUUUGACGGGAACGUGGAGAACGACUUCAUAAGCGAGGAUGGCAAACUCCUAGAGUCCCACAAGUUCGCUGCACUCCAGAAGCUCGAUGACCCCAAUGAGAUCUGCGCCUAUGAGGAUGUCCCGAAAGCCCCCAGUCUGCGUGCCAAGGAUGCUGAGACCUGCGCCCGGCUGCUCGCCCUGGUGUCCCCCGAGUGUGACGUGCCCAAGGAGCCACUGGCACACAGCUGCCAGGCAGACAUGGCGGCAUGCAACCCACCUGGACAGCCGAACUGCAGCUGCGCCACCCUGUCAGAGUUCUCACGCCGCUGCAGCAUGGCGGGCCAGCCCGUGAGCCGCUGGCGGGGCCCCGGCCUCUGCUCACUGGGCCUGUGUCCAGCGAGCCAGGAGUACCGGGAAUGUGGUGCAGCCUGCACUGAGACCUGCUCCAACCCACGGCACAGCUGCCCCAGCUCUUGCACCUUCGGCUGCUUCUGCCCAGAGGGCACAGUGCUCAAUGACCUCUCCACAAACCGCACGUGCGUACCACUCAGCCAGUGCCCCUGCAUGUUCAACGGGGCAGUCUACGGCCCCAGCGAGGUCACAGCAGCUGCCUGCCGGACCUGCCAGUGCACCACAGGCCGCUGGAUGUGUACGGAGAAGCCGUGCCCUGGGACCUGCUCCCUGGAAGGCGGCUCCUUCCUCACCACGUUCGACACUAGGCCUUACCGCUUCCAUGGCACCUGCACCUACAUCCUCCUCCAGAGCCCACAGCUCCCCGACGAGGGCACUCUCAUGGCCGUGUACGACAAGUCAGGCUACUCACACUCAGAGACCUCCCUGACUGCUGUCAUCUACCUGUCCCGGAAGGACAAAAUUGUGAUCUCAGAGGACGAGGUGAUCACCAACCAUGGAGACACCAAGUGGCUACCGUACAAGACACGCAACAUCACCAUCUUUAGGCAGACGUCCACCCACCUCCAGAUGGCCACCACCUUUGGGCUGGAGCUCGUGGUCCAGCUGCGGCCCAUCUUCCAGGCAUAUAUCACUGUUGGGCCCCAGUUCCGAGGCCAGACCAGAGGGCUCUGUGGCAACUUCAACGGAGACACCACUGAUGACUUCAUGACCAGCAUGGGCAUCAAUGAGGGCACCGCCACACUCUUUGUGGACUCUUGGCGGGCAGGGAACUGCCCGGCUGCCCUGGAGCGUGAGACCAACCCCUGUUCCAUGAGCCAGCUCAACAAGGUGUGUGCGGAGAGCCACUGCUCUGAGCUGGUGAGGAAGGGCGGCGCAUUUGAAAAGUGCCAUGCUACGGUGAACCCCACACCCUUCUACAAGAGGUGCGUGUACCAGGCCUGUAACUACGAGGAGACCUUCCCCCAUAUCUGUGCUGCCCUGGGCACCUAUGCACAGGCCUGCGCCACCCAGGGUGUCCCACUCUGGGGCUGGAGGAACAGCGUGGACAACUGCACUGUCCCCUGCACUGGCAACCGUACCUUCAGCUAUGACAGCCGGGCCUGCGGCCGCACGUGCCUGUCACUCUCUGACCGUGAGGCUGAGUGCCACGCCAGUGCUGUGCCGGUGGACGGCUGCAACUGCCCCGAGGGCACCUACCUGGACCACAAGGGCGAAUGCGUGCACAAGGCCCAAUGCCCCUGCCUGCUGGAGAGCUCCAAGUUCCUCCCUGCGGACCAGGCCACCUUGCUCAACGGAGUCAGCUGCUACUGCACCAAUGGGAGGAUGAGCUGCUCUGGACAGCCACAAAUGUUCCUGGCUUCCUGCCCGGCCACCAAAACGUUCCAGUCCUGUGAUCAGUCCGCGGAGGACAAGUUCGGGGCAGCCUGCGCGCCCACCUGCCAGAUGCUGGCCACAGGCACUGCCUGUGUGCCCACUAAGUGCGAGCCUGGCUGCGUCUGUGCAAAAGGGCUCUAUGAGAACCCCAGCGGGGAGUGUGUGCCCGCCGAGCAGUGCCCAUGUGACUUCGCGGGGGUCUCCUACCCAGGGGGCGCUGAGCUCCACACUGACUGUAAGACCUGCACCUGCUUGCAGGGGCGCUGGGCCUGCCAGCAGGGUGCCCACUGCCCAUCCACCUGCGUCCUCUAUGGGGAGGGCCAUGUGGUCACCUUCGAUGGGCAGCGCUUCGUGUUCGAUGGCAACUGCAAGUACAUCCUGGCCACGGAUGACUGUGGCACCAACAACUCACAGCCCACCUUCAAGGUCCUGACGGAGAACAUCAUCUGUGGGAAGUCGGGGGUCACUUGCUCCCGUGCCAUCGAGACUGUCCUGGGUGGCCUGUCCAUCACGAUGGCAGACAGCAGCUACACGGUGCGUGGUGAGGACCCCCAGGUGCACUUCCAGGUGCAGUCCAGUGCCCUGAGCCUGGUGCUGGACGCAGACAUCCCCGGGAGGCUCAACCUGACGCUCGUCUGGAACAAGCACAUGAGCGUCUCCAUCAAGGUCCAUCGCACCUCCCAGGAUGCCCUCUGUGGCUUGUGUGGCAACGCCAAUGGGAACACAAAGGACGACUUCGAGACACGCAGCAGGUACGUGGCAUCCAGCGAGCUGGAGUUUGUGAACUCCUGGAAGGAGAGCCCGCUCUGUGGGGACACACGUGCUGCUGUCGAGCCCUGCAGCCUCAAUGCCUUCCGCCGUUCCUGGGCCGAGCGCAAAUGCAGCAUCAUCAACGGCCAGACCUUUGCCAGCUGCCACAGCAAGGUGUACCACUUGCCCUACUAUGAGGCUUGUGUGCGCGACACGUGUGGAUGCGACAUGGGUGGAGACUGCGAGUGUCUGUGCGACGCAGUGGCUGCCUAUGCCCAGGCCUGCCUGGACAAGGGCGUGUGUGUGGACUGGAGGGCUCCAGACUUCUGCCCCAUCUACUGUGACUUCUACAAUACCCACCCUCAAGCGGGCAGCCAGUACCAGCCCACGCAGGAGGAUGACUGUCUGUGGCACUACCGGCCCUGCCUCUGCCCUGGCAGCCUGCAGAACUUUGAGGGCACCAACAUCGAAGGCUGCUACAACUGCUCACAGGACGAGUACUUUGACCACAGCGAGGGGACCUGCAUGCCCUGCGCACCGCGCCCAACAUCGCCACCACUGCCACCCACCACAGGAUCACCGCCCACAGUGGCCAACAGCACCAAUACCAGCCGGCCCACUUCCCCACCCACUCCCACAGCCACCACAGAGGGAUGGAAGGCCUCCGCUUCCACUGUGUCAUCAGGAGAAUCCUCUCCCACCACCACGGCUGUCACCACAACUGCUACCUCAUCUUGGGUGCCUACAAUCACAGUGAUGUCAACAGCCACAGGGAAUACAGUCACCACAGCAACCACAGAGCCCACAGCAUCAUCCCGCAGCCCAGCCUCUACCUCCACAGCUCGAACCACAGCACGGACCACAGUGGUACCACUGACUGUGACCACAUGGGCAACAACCCCUGGACAAGCCCCAGAGCUGUGCAGUGUGCGGGAGCAGGAGCAGGAGAUCACCCACCAGGGCUGCACCGCCAACGUGACCCUGACCCACUGUGAAGGCACCUGUGCCUCCUCCACCAGCUUCAACAUCACCACUCAGCAGCUGGACGUCCACUGUAGCUGCUGCUGGCCCCUCAGCUCCUACAUGCAGGAACUCCUGCUGCCCUGUCAAGACCCCAGCGCACCCAGCCAGCUGCUCACGCUCACCGUGCAGGUGGUCCACAGCUGUGUGUGUGCACACCAGCGCUGUGGAGACUAGAGGCACAGGGUCACGGGUCAAAGGACAAGGGAAGGUAUCCCUGCCCACACCACUCUGGCCCCCUUCCUGGUCCCAGGUGAGGCCUCAAGAUCCAGAGCAGAGACCAGGAAAGGGAGACAGAGCUGGUCGGGUAGUGUGGGCACCUGUGCAGGGUGAGCACCAGAUACAGAAAAGACCAGCACGACAGGAGAUGCAAGAUGCCUUUUGCCCACAGGACCUGCACCUUCCAAGGAAGCUACUGCUGCCAACAAGCAGAUUCCAAAUAAACUGGCUCUUAUGAGGCAGAGGUCUGUGAGCACUGCUGUCACCGCCACCAGAACUGUCCCCGGGGGCUGGAUGGGAAAGGAGGCCACCUCUGGCCUUGGGACCUGCUGAAGUCCACAAUCAUGAGGCCCUCCCCAACCCUCCAUGGUCACUCAGGCCCAGCUGAGCACGGUGCCCUGGGGAAGGAAGCCCUGGGCUCUGUCCUGUGCACUAGGACUAGAAGCCUUCAGAGCGCAAUGCAGCUAGUGAGUCGAAGCCAAGCAUGCACCACAGCAGGCAGCCUAGGGGACACUGGGAAGCCUGGCCAGGCUCCAUGCCCAGAGUCAGCCUUGGAGACAUCAGUCAACGCAGCCA